AUGUCGGCGGCUGUGCUGGUGCUCGUAAAAUCUUUUGACUUCUGGUGGCUGAUCCUGUACACGCCGACAGUGUUGGAGAGCUCGUCCGUGAUGUACAGAAAGUCUCCGCUCGUACUCAACACCGAGUGGCGUGGUCCGGAUCCGGGCGGACGAUUGACGGUGUCGCCUCCAAGGUCAAAAACAACCACGUGGUUGGAGUUGGGCAGCCACCUCGUACUUAUGUCUCUGGAGCCACACUACCGUUCUCGUAUAGCGGGACCAGCGAGAGACUACCAGCAUAAUCCGCCCAACAUCUGCUGCGUGUUGAGGAGAUCGAGCUUGCCGUUAGCAUUCAACGUCAUCGCCGACACAUACCCGAUACCUGUCGCACGGUUAAGAGCAUAG
This is a messenger RNA of Phytophthora infestans T30-4, 384 nucleotides long. RefSeq lists its product as uncharacterized. NCBI's taxonomy places the organism in Eukaryota, Oomycota, Peronosporomycetes, Peronosporales, Peronosporaceae. The record is from RefSeq and is a predicted model, not a curated record. The transcript is spliced from 5 exons. The coding region runs from base 1 to 384 and encodes 127 amino acids.